Papaver somniferum (opium poppy) is the source of this 2466-nucleotide messenger RNA. Its product is annotated as putative wall-associated receptor kinase-like 16. Gene Ontology annotation, biological process: protein phosphorylation; cell surface receptor signaling pathway. The record is from RefSeq and is a predicted model, not a curated record. Gene Ontology annotation, cellular component: plasma membrane. The transcript is spliced from 3 exons. The coding region runs from base 51 to 2321 and encodes 756 amino acids. Gene Ontology annotation, molecular function: ATP binding; polysaccharide binding; protein serine/threonine kinase activity. NCBI's taxonomy places the organism in Eukaryota, Viridiplantae, Streptophyta, Magnoliopsida, Ranunculales, Papaveraceae.
CUACCUAGCUAUAUCGCAAGCAGUUAAAAAUUCCUUAUCUUGUUGAAAUUAUGUUCCUGCAACAGAUGUUAUUAAUCCAGCUCUCUCUCUGGCUAGUAGUAUCAACAUCUGUUGUAGUUUCUGCUUUUUUUGUGACAAAGCCAGGUUGCCAAGCAAAAUGCGGUAAUAUCAGUAUUCCUUACCCUUUUGGUACAACUGUUGGAGGUAAGGAUGAAGGUGCAGGAGGUUGCUCCAUAAAUGGAUUUGGGUUUGGAUACAACAUUAACUGUGAUACAUCUUAUGAUCCUCCCAGGCCAUUUAUUGGCACAGGUCCCUUUGAGAUAUCAAGUAUAUCAGAAACUGAAGUUCGCGUCAAGAACGAUCCAUCAGCAUUAUGUUACAAUAUGUCAGGUGAUGCGGUGUUAGAACAACAAAUAGUCACAAGGGAUUUUCUUUCUACUGCGUUUACGUUCUCCAACACAAAGAACAGAUUUUUUGUUGUUGGGUGCUGGUCUGGUGGGAUUAUUCAAGUUCUUGAUGAACAAUAUCAGGCAACUCAAACAACCCAGUGUGUGUCAAAUUGUAACUCUAGGGAACAAGUGAAAGAAGGGUUAUGCAAUGGCAAUGGGUGUUGCCAGAGCGCCAUUUCGAAGGGGAUGCAGAUAUCUAAAACAGGAGUGGUUAGAAGUAACACCACCUAUUUGUCUUUCAAUCCUUGCAGCUACGCAUUCCUAGCUGAUUAUGAGCAGUUCACCUUCAAUGCAUCUUAUCUUCUGGAUGAUCAGAGUAAAAUAAGAGACGUACCUUUCGUUCUCGAUUGGGUUUUAGGGAAUAAGACAUGUGAAGAAGCAAUAAAAGAUUCAGACACUUAUGCUUGCCAGGAGAACACCUACUGUCAAAAUUCAGACAACAGUCCGGGAUAUCGUUGUACUUGUCUUGAAGGUUACAAGGGCAACCCCUAUCUCAAACCUGGAUGCCAAGACGUGGACGAGUGUGAGGAUCCAAACAAUAAUCCUUGUGAGGGGAUUUGCAUCAACACCAAUGGCGGCUACAAUUGUACUUGUCCCACGGGAAGUGUAGGCGAUGGGAGGAAAGACGGGCGAGGUUGCACUAGCAGCAUUGUCAAGAAAGAAAAGUUUCCAAUUCUAAGAGUUGCUCUUGGAAUUGGUUUUGGACUAUUGUCUAUAAUUGUUGCGAGUUGCUGGUUAUACUUUAUCAUGAAGAAGAGAAAGUCAAUCAAACUGAAAGAAAAAUUCUUUCGGCAAAAUGGGGGAGAGCUAUUAAAACAACAACUAUCAUCAAGUGAAGGGGGUGUCGAGAAUUCAAAGAUUUUUACAGCGGAAGAGCUAAAAUUAGCAACCAACAACUACGAUAAUAAACUGAUCCUUGGACGAGGAGGCUUUGGGACCGUUUACAAGGGAACCUUACCGGGUGACCGUAUAGUCGCCAUUAAGAAGUCUGAAAAGGUUGAUCCAAGUCAAAUAGCGGAAUUUAUCAAUGAGGUUGUUAUUUUAACUCAGAUUAAUCAUCGAAAUGUGGUGAAGCUCCUGGGUUGUUGUUUAGAAACUGAAGUUCCCUUGCUUGUUUACGAAUAUAUUUCAAAUGGCACACUUUUCGAACACAUCCACUCCAGCGUCGGAAUGACUUCCCUUUCAUGGGAAAGCCGUUUGAGGAUUGCUGUAGAAACUGCAGGUGCACUUGCGUAUUUGCACUCUGCAGCUUCUACACCCAUCAUUCACAGAGAUGUCAAGUCUGCCAACAUACUUUUAGAUGAAAAAUACACUGCAAAAGUCGCAGACUUUGGAGCAUCAAGGUUAAUUCCUUUGGACCAAACAGAACUGGCAACUCGAGUACUGGGGACAGUUGGAUAUCUGGAUCCGGAAUACUUUGUUACAGGUCAACUGACAGAGAAGAGUGAUGUUUAUAGCUUUGGUGUUCUUCUUGUAGAGCUCCUUACAGCAAAAAAGGCCAUUUUAUCCAACAUAUCCAAAGAAAUGUCAAGUCUGGCUAUGUAUUUCAUUUCGUCGAUGGAAGGAGACAAUUUGUUCCAAAUUCUUGAGGCUCGGGUAGUAAAUGAAGGGACACCAAAACAAGUUCUUGCAGUUGCAGAGCUCGCAAAGAGAUGUCUUGACUCAAAGGGGGAGCAAAGGCCAACAAUGGGACAAGUAACAAAAGAGCUAGAAACUUUGAGAGGGGUUGAGACAAAGCGUGAAACAAAUACAAGCUUACCGUCUGAGCCACAAGACCUCUAUACUAUACCACUGGCCUCUUCCACCUUGUUUGAAUCUGGGCGAUGUAGUUUGGGUGAAAAUACGAUAGCCUCGAUGAAUACCCCUAGAUGAUUGUCCAAUUUCAUGAACCUUGAUUGGCUGUAUAACAAGCCGAAUUUCCCAGCGAAUUAGUGUGCAAAUGUAGUCAUCUAUAGUAUUCUAGGAUGUCUCUAACUCUAAACGCCUUCUUUAGUAAAACUAUCCUUUUUCUUUUUUC